GUCUGAGCAAAAAUUCGAGAAAGUCAGUCCGUGCGAUUCCGUGGCUCAGUGACAAUAUGUCCCCAAAGAGAGCAAGUCUGAUUGUUGGUUUUGUCUCGGUGACCCUUGUAGUCUAUGUGUACCUCUUUAUAACAUGGCAACUGCAGUACGUGGAGCUGACGCGGAAGAAACGUCAGGAUUUCUACAAUCUCAUGUCCUGGCAAUCGAGGAAUCUCACCGACUUCAUUCAACCCGAUCACAGGACAUGCCUCAUUUGCCCCAAAGUCCCAGAUGUCUGUCGUGAUGGUAGAGAAGCAAAUACAACCAUCUUCUUUGUCACAACAUCCCCAACAAAUCGUGAGAAGCGCGAUGUGAUCCGUUCAACAUGGGCGCAAAAGGCUAAUCCAAAGCCCUUCUUUGUUACUGGACACAUCCCAGAUUCCAAGACAAUGAAUCUCUUGGAGGAGGAGGCAAGAUUGUACAAUGAUAUUGUUGUUGAGGACUUUGUGGACACGUAUGUUAAUUUAACCCUCAAGACUGGGUUUAUGUUCAAGAACUUCCUCAGUAUUUGUCCAAAGGCGAAGUAUAUGAUGAAAUGUGAUGAUGAUGUAAUGGUUAAUCCAAAUGUCGUUGAAGCUCUGGUGGCAAAGGUGGCGGGGCCAAAUAAGCCACUUAUCGGGAGGUUAUUUGUCAGCCCAGAACCAUUCCGUGAUAUCCACUCAAAGUACUACAUACCGUAUUGGUUGUAUGAUAAGCCCCUAUUUCCGCCAUAUCUCUCAGGGCCGGGCUAUUUGGUACCCGGAGAGAGCGUGCAAAAAAUUCUUGAGGAGAGCUUCAAGGAGCCACUAAUAAAUCUGGAGGAUGUCUUCUUCACGGGUAUAAUCGCCAUGGAGAAACUCAAUAUGACGUUGCAGAAUAGUAAGAGAUUCUUCACAUACUACUCCAUGCAAAUGGGAAAGUGUGCCGUACAGAAAGCUGCCCUUCUUCAUCAUUUAGAAGACAAGGAAAUGUUGGAUCUCUGGAAUGAAAUAUGGAAUGGAAAAUUGAAUUGCAGCAGCAAACAUCAAGGAUUCCGAUCUGUUCUCAGCGGCAUUGGUAUUCCGCCAUUUUUCCUUCGUAAGAACUCUCUUGAUUUGGAGUGAGAAUACAAGAUGGCGCGUGCGCACAAUUUGACGAUAACUUCACACCGACGCCAGUGUGGUUGGAAAGAAAAUUAAAGAUGGUGUAAAAUUCUCAUCAAAGAUGGUGGAAAAGGUGAAGACUCACUUAGUCUAUGGUGUGCUUGGUUGGAAAGUACAUUGAGGAAACUCUCUUACAAAACCAAGACUCUUAUAUCAUCUUAAAGUCACUAAAUUUAGUAGUUAAUUAUUAAAUAAUAAAUAAGUUGAAAGAUAGAGCCUCUGUGAGAACUUUGACAAUCAGAGGAAAGUCUUUAAAUUUGAAAAAUUUUGAGCUAUACUCAAUAAAAGUCAGUGGAGGUUUAUAGUUAAUUAAACUAGUUUAGUUUAGGUAUUAAAUGGAGAUAUAGAGAAAGACUUGAGCCGAAGAUUUAGUUCCACAAUAAACAUAGAAAAAAAUGACUUUUAGAAUUUAAUUUUAAGACAAAAUAAAGUAGGGAAAUCCAGGGCUAAAUUAGUUAAUAUAAAAUUAUUUCUUCUUAAAAAUUGUCAGGAAUUUUUUUGAUCAUGAUAUUUUUUGUUACAUCUUAAUCUUGUACCAGGAAAUAUGUUCUUUUCCUUUCAAAGUCUUUAAAAAUGAUUGUAUUUUUGAUAUAGAUUUCAAAAAUUUCAUGGAAUUAAUUUAAUCAAUAAACAGAGUUAUAA
Messenger RNA from Lutzomyia longipalpis, 1802 nucleotides. Its product is annotated as beta-1,3-galactosyltransferase 1-like. The record is from RefSeq and is a predicted model, not a curated record. Gene Ontology annotation, cellular component: membrane. Gene Ontology annotation, molecular function: hexosyltransferase activity. NCBI's taxonomy places the organism in Eukaryota, Metazoa, Arthropoda, Insecta, Diptera, Psychodidae. Bases 57 to 1121 code for a protein of 354 amino acids. The transcript has 2 exons.